UGCGUGAAAAAUUGUUAUUACGUAAGAAGGAUUAUCAUUGUUUAUCAUUGUUUUUCUCGCGGAGUACCUUUGAUUAAGCCAAUUGUAGGUAGGAUGUUCUACCCACUUAUAAUUAUUGACAUUUAUUUAACUAAUUAAAAGGAAUUAAUGUGAUUAUGGAAUUCCGCCUUCGUUUGCAAUGACACAAUUAACCUAUUUUAUUUGCUAUCGCUUCAAAUUUAAAUAACACAAUGAAAUGAAACUCCUUUAAUCGGUGAACAAAAUGGCUAUUUUUGUGUAUUCUAAUGAGAUUGUAAAGCAUUACGCUGAGAAGUUUUUAAAUGAAACCGAGGAAAAUUAUAAUGCCAUUAUCGAAAUAAGGCAGUGGUUGGAUACUUUACCCCAUUUAAACGCGAAAAAGGACGACAAAUCGAUUUUAUGUUUUCUACGCGGGUGCAAAUUCAAUUUGGAGUUGACCAAGAAGAAGAUGAAAAAUUUUUACGUCAUGAAAGGUGAACGUACCGAAUGGUUUGUCGACCGAAACCCACUCCUGCCCGAAAUUUCGGAACUGGUGCGCAUGGGUGUUUUUGUUCCGCUCAGAAAAUUCAGCGAUAAUAAAAUGGUGGUUAUAAUACGAACAGCUACGCAUGAUCCCAAGGUGCAUAAACAAGAUGACGUAUUUAAGGCGGGCAAAAUGGUGCUGGACGUCGCGAUUCAAGAAUAUUACGAAAACGCCACGGUGUUCGGAAUUUGCGCCAUUUUUGAUAUGACGAACAUUUCUUUGGCCCACGCCAAACAGUUACCGCCCAGCAUGAUCAAGAAGGCAGUAUUCGCCUGGCAAAAUUAUUACUCAAGGCCCAAACAGUUGGAAUUUAUAAACGCUCCAACGUACAUUAACGUGAUAUUGAGUGUCUUUAAAAGUUUUAUGUCUGCUAAACUUCAAGGAAGAGUAAGGGCGCAUUAUUCAGGGUUGGAAUCCCUGCAUAAGGUGGUAUCCAAAGACAUUCUUCCUGUGGAGUACGGCGGAAGCGAGUCUACCAUGGAUGAGCUGAUACAAUAUUGGCAUCAGAAAGUGUUGCAGUACAGUGAUUGGUUUAAAGAGGAUGAAAAGUAUCGUGCUCAAGUAGAAAAGUAAUUUUUUAUUUGUUCCUUGUAUCUACAUAGCCUUGAAUUGAUUGUUAGUUUUUUUAAUUGUUGUCGGAUAUUAAUGAGAAUCGGUGCUUUCGUUUGUUUGUACCUUUUUCCCAUAGAUAGUUGGCUUGUAUUUAUUUAAGCAUAUUAUUUUAUUAAUAUUUAGGUGGCUACUGGCUACCUAUAGCACUAUUAAUUGUUUAUCUAUUUAUUUGUAUUCUCAAGCAAUAAAGACAAAG
This is a messenger RNA of Photinus pyralis (common eastern firefly), 1349 nucleotides long. RefSeq names its product retinol-binding protein pinta-like. The record is from RefSeq and is a predicted model, not a curated record. Bases 263 to 1114 code for a protein of 283 amino acids. Gene Ontology annotation, cellular component: membrane. The transcript has 2 exons. Gene Ontology annotation, molecular function: phosphatidylinositol bisphosphate binding. Lineage: Eukaryota; Metazoa; Arthropoda; Insecta; Coleoptera; Lampyridae.